GGCAGAACACUGCCUUCUCCAUCUUCAUCUCCACCAUUAGGGGUUGUGUAUCAGACCCCCAGAAUCCAGGGUUGGAGCCUCAGCUUGUCCUUCUGUGAAACAGAUCCAGCGCCCCAUGGUCUUGGAGAGAUAUGAACAAAGCCUCUGGAGCUCAAUCCCAAACCUUGUCCCCCAGGGCCUUACCUUUCAGGAGCCAGGUUUAGAGACUUGGGAUUGGGGCAUUUUCAGGUGCCUUCAGAGACGCACAGAACAUGCUAGCUCAGUGACAGUCACACCAUGCUGACCGGGGUGACCGAUGGGAUCUUCUGCUGUCUCCUGGGUGCACCACCUAAUGCAGUGGGGCCACUGGAGAGUGUUGAGUCCAGCGAUGGCUACACCUUCGUGGAGGUCAAGCCUGGCCGCGUGCUGCGGGUGAAGCACGCUGGACCUGCUCCAGCUCCAAGCCCACCUCCACCACCACCCGAUACAGCGCAGGGGGACCGGUCUGGCCUGGUGCGGUGCCAGCGCCGAAUCACUGUGUACCGGAACGGGAGGUUACUGGUGGAGAACCUGGGCCGGGCACCGAGAGCUGACCUCCUGCUUGGGCAGAAUGGCUCCGGGGAGCCUCCGGCCUCUCUAGAGGUGGAGCUGGCAGACCCGUCAGGCAGCGAUGGCCGCUCGGGCCCAGUCAGUGCUGGGAGUGGCAGUGGCGGGCGACGGCGGCGAGCCCGGCGCCCCAAGAGGACCAUCCACAUUGACUGUGAGAAGCGUAUCACCAGCUGCAAGGGCACACAGGCCGACGUGGUGCUCUUUUUCAUCCAUGGUGUUGGCGGCUCCCUGGCCAUCUGGAAGGAGCAGCUGGACUUCUUCGUGCGCCUGGGCUAUGAGGUGGUGGCUCCGGACCUGGCCGGUCAUGGGGCCAGCUCGGCGCCCCAGGUGGCUGCAGCCUAUACCUUCUAUGCGCUGGCAGAGGACAUGCGCGCCAUCUUCAAGCGCUAUGCCAAGAAGCGAAAUGUGCUCAUUGGGCAUUCCUACGGUGUCUCUUUCUGUACGUUCCUGGCGCACGAGUACCCAGACCUGGUGCAUAAGGUCAUCAUGAUCAACGGCGGGGGCCCCACGGCACUGGAGCCCAGCUUCUGCUCCAUCUUCAACAUGCCCACGUGUGUCCUGCACUGCCUGUCACCCUGCCUGGCGUGGAGCUUCCUCAAGGCUGGCUUUGCCCGCCAAGGGGCCAAAGAGAAGCAGCUACUGAAGGAGGGCAACGCAUUCAAUGUGUCGUCCUUCGUGCUGCGAGCCAUGAUGAGCGGCCAGUACUGGCCCGAGGGCGACGAGGUCUAUCAUGCUGAGCUUACUGUGCCUGUCCUGCUCGUCCAUGGCAUGCAUGACAAGUUUGUUCCGGUGGAAGAAGACCAGCGCAUGGCUGAGAUCCUGCUUCUGGCCUUCCUGAAGCUCAUCGAUGAAGGCAGCCACAUGGUGAUGCUGGAGUGUCCAGAGACGGUCAACACGUUGCUCCAUGAAUUUCUGCUCUGGGAGCCCGAGCCCCCGCCUACUGUCCUGACUGCGCCUCCUGAGAAGAAGUAGCUGCGGGGCCAGCAGGGCUUUGAGGAAGAGCAGGAGCCUGCGCUGCUGGGUCUGCAGCCAGGAGAUCUGGGCAGGCCCUUAACUCUGGUGGGCGGGGUCAGCCUGGGGAGACGCCCCUAGGCUGGCUGGGCUGGGCGUGGCAUUCCAGGGAGCCAGGUGGACACACACACGCUCCUCCGCUUGCAUCCUGUGGGGCCCAACCAAUAUGGGGCCCAUCCUGCCGGUAGCAGGGACUCUCGUAGAGGAUGACCUUGUACAGAAGCCCCCUGCCCAACAAGGCCAAGGCCAUGGUCAUGGUUGAGGCGACACCCACCCCAUUGUCUUACAUGUUAGCCAUGCUUAAUCCAGAGACCCUGGGAGGAGGGGGCGCCCCAUUACCCAAGACCCCUCCACUCCCAUUCCCUGGCGUUGGUAGCUUUUGUUGUCUAAGGGGGCAGAAUGGGGGCACUGGCGCCACAGAACCUGCACAUCUCAACCUGUAACUCAAUAAAAAGAAGUGACAAUCCAA
This is a messenger RNA of Eptesicus fuscus (big brown bat), 2068 nucleotides long. RefSeq names its product abhydrolase domain containing 8 (gene ABHD8). NCBI's taxonomy places the organism in Eukaryota, Metazoa, Chordata, Mammalia, Chiroptera, Vespertilionidae. The transcript is spliced from 5 exons. Bases 277 to 1560 code for a protein of 427 amino acids. The record is from RefSeq and is a predicted model, not a curated record. Gene Ontology annotation, molecular function: catalytic activity.